Molecule: messenger RNA, 2801 nt
Organism: Strongylocentrotus purpuratus (purple sea urchin)
Lineage: Eukaryota; Metazoa; Echinodermata; Echinoidea; Camarodonta; Strongylocentrotidae
Exons: 5
Coding region: 187-690 (167 amino acids)
Source: RefSeq, a predicted model, not a curated record
UCAAUUGAACAUGCAAAUAGAGACCGCUCGCGCGAAUCGGUUUUAGGUUUCGAGUAAGAUGGGAAGCAAGAAAUUUACCAUUCUCUGCUAGAUUCUGUCCUAGACAAGUCGUUUUGAGAUAUUUACUUAGCUUUUGCUUCGUUCGCCUAGCUUGCUUUGAACCACUGUUAUUUCACUUGUGUAAUAAUGGUCUUUUACGGCAACAAGUUCACCGGGAACUGUGUGAUGAAUACCCUGGAGGGUACUCGUUGUAGGAGGAAGGCACCCCUGCCUGUUGAUGAACCGGAUGAGUGCUGGCAACACCGACAACAGCCAGCCGAGGUCCAGUGCUCUGCACAUAUUGGGCUUCAUGGGAAUGGCAGACGUUGCAGCCGGCGUGGACGUCACUCGCUAGACGAAAACGCUGUUGAACUCUACUGCACGCAACACGUCAACAAGUUGCAUCGCGAGAACGGUCGUGCGGAGGUCGUUCCUGCUCAUCGCCAACAGCAGGAUGAACAGCGUAGGAGGGCGGAGGAGCGUGAGCAACUCCACCCGAGACGAAGGUCACCGCGUCUGGUAGAGCGAGAGAUCGCAGCUGCCGCCGCUGUUCAACUCGCCGCGGAGAGAGAGCAACGUCGUGCCGCCAAUCGGGCAAACCAGAACCUGCGGAGGUCGGCCCGGAUUGCCGCGAGGCGAGGCAAUGUGUGAUUAUAGCCUGGACUGAUUCGCAGAAGCAGCAGGGGGGAGACCGAGGGGGGAUACUGGGUCGAACACUGCUGAGGUUCUCGGGACGUAAACGCCUUGCUAUAGGAGUAGUAGGGAGGAAGCCGAGACGGGUAGUGCAUGGUCACUCAAAACCAGACCCGCUGUACUAUCGUAGUCAAGAAAGACUGGGUGUGGUCAGUCGAGGUAGACGCCGGAGGCCAUUCCCUUUCUUUGACCGCCUGUAAAUUAUUCCAAGAAGAUCAGGCCUCACCGUGGGACGCGCACACACGUCGUAAGUAUGCAGGUAUUUCAAUGUCUACCUUGUGAUAAUUUAUUCCUACUCACCAGAUCAGUUUACCCAAUACCUCCUAAUAGAAGUCAUGUAUACUUCUGAGGUUUGACAUGUAGGUUAUUACAUUGAGAAUUUGAAUAUUUGGCUGAAAAUCUUUUUUAAUAUACGUUAUAUUGUUAUAAGGGUUCAGAAGUUGUCUUUUUUUGUAAGUUUAGUUAUUGGUUUUGCAAUCAUCCAUCUCAUAAAAGUAGUUGUACUGAUAUUUCAAUGUGUAUUAUUUAUUGUUAUAAGAUUUAGUGUUGAGUUUAAAAGGUUAAGCUUAAAUUAUUAAUAUGACCUACUCGGUGAUUAAUGAGCAAUGUGUAAUUUAAAAUGUGUUCAAUUGACCUAUGCUUUAUGUACUGUAUAUAGUUGUUAGCCAUGUGAAGUAAAAAAUUCCACGUAAUGUGGACAAUAAAACAAAUCAACAGAUCAAAUCAAUGUAUCUUGUUGUAAGAGCUAGACUUGGCAGGAGCUGUCCAAUUACCCAGUUUGUAAUUAGCACCAAAUAACCACUAAAUAUAUAUCUGAACAUGGAGAGGCCUAAUAGGGAUUGUAGAACUUGAGGAGUCACAUGAAUGCCAUUUAUCUCCAGUUAGAGAUGCAAAACUUUACCUGUGUAUCAUGAAAUACCAUACUGGUGCAUAAAAUGAAAUGAAUGUUUGAACAUGUAUCCAAUAUUUUUCUCAAUUUGCACAUUUUUUAAAACCAAAUUUUCAAACUGCAAUUACAAACUGGCCUAUUAUAGGAUGUGUAGGAUGAAAAACAAAAUUUGAUGGACAAAAUAAUUAAAUUGAAUAGAACACAUUCUUUUUUAUAAAAAAAAGGUUUAAAAUUAAGUUUAAAAAGGAUGUGUGUUCCCUUCAAAGUCGAGACGAGUUACACCGGAAAACACUAAAACCACUAUAAUCCUUUAGCAUUAGUGAUCAUAAAAUUCUUGGUAAAGUUUUCCAGUCCCUUAAAAGAAACAACUGAAAUCUCAUCUUCUCCCAUUUGCAAUUACUUUUAUUUAAUCCUAUUUUCUUAUACAUUAUAUACAUGUUAUGCAUAUGUAGGUUCUACUCAUAUACCGGUAAAGCAAAUCCCCUUCUGUUUCUCUAUUUGUAGUGGAUUAUUCUCAAUCCUAUCUUUUAAAGGGGUGCAUUUUCCUGACAUGUUACCAAUUCGAAGAAGAAACACAAAAUCACAUAUGAAGAAAUAAAUCACCUUUAUGUGGCUGGGGUAAAAAACAAAAUUAAAUUUAGUUUAUUAUUCAUAUUUACCAGAGGACAUAUUAAGCAUUAUAUCAGACAAAAAAUACAUCGUGUUCACUAUUUUCAGGAAUACAGCACCUGUAAAUCCCAUGUGUGUUCUCUAAUAGGAUUUGUUAGACUCUCUGUGAAAUGAAUAGUUUUUUUCCUUCUCUUAUCUUUCCAGUUUGUAUCUUAAUCAUAUAUAAUUGCUUUUAUUGUGGGAUGUUUUGAUUUUUCUUAUGGUAGGAUAGGACUCCUUUAAAAUAUAAUAAAGAUGUAAUAUAUAGCUUUUUCUACUUUUCUUCUCAAGUCUUCACUAAUAUAAAUUAAUGUUUUAAUACAGUAGGCUCUACUUCAAAUGUGUAAUACCUAAUCAUUCUCAGUAUUGUUUAGCAGCUGUUUAUCUUGUCCAAUGCUCUCUCUGGUUUACCCUUCUCUCCAUUGCAGCAGGGAUGUUUCUCGAUAUUGUAGAAUUCUCUUGAUAGCUCUUUACAUCUUCUAAGAGUAUUGAAUCUUUCUUUCAAUAGGAGAAUAUCGUAUGUCAUUCACAA